ACCUAAAUGUAUUUUAAACUUUGAACUGCGUUUAAUAUAAAUCGUUGUCAUAUUAACCGCCUUCGCGCCGGAAACAACAAUGGCUUCAGUUUUCACGGCGGAGUGAUUCGUCUUCACAUGAAACAAUCGUUUGCAGUGCGGCUGCCGGUCAGGAAACAGUAGUACGGUGGGGAAAAGUUUCCCGCCGUGUUUUAGUGUUAUCGCUGAGGUUCCCCUUUAACAGCAGCCAGAUAGUUAUUUUUAAUAACCCACCAUGAGGCGAGCGAGAAGUUCGAGAAAUAAAUGUGAGAGUGCACCAGAAAAUGGAGAAACCCAGUCAAAAACAGUGUGGCAGUGGAUGGGAGAUAAAAGACAGUGGGAACCAUACUCUCCAUCAGCCUGUGCCGUCUUGGACUCGGCCGUCUCUUCGGGGAAAACAUCUGUCACUCUCUCUCUGGGCUCGGGGACAGCCUAUGAAGUUGAUCUGAAGAAGAUGGUUCAGAUCAAUCCUGUCACAAAGUACAAACGGAAAAUUCGCUGUCAGACUGUAAAAGCAGAAAGUCCGAAUGAAGCUGGUGACGUUGCUGCUCAUAAUGAGAAACCAGCUCAAGUUAAAGAGGAAGAGGAAGACACAGAAGAGCAGCCUGCAGCUAAGAAGAGGAGAGGACAAAGCAAGAGACAGACAAAAACUGAAGAAAUGCCCAAAAAAGCCAAAGAAGAAGUAAAAAGUGAAGAAGUUGUGAAGACAGUGGUCAUGAAGGGAAAAGCACCAGUAGACUCUGAAUGUAAAGCCAAACUGGGAAAGGCUCAUGUUUACAAUGAAGGAAAUGAUGUUUACGACGUGAUGCUCAACCAGACAAAUCUUCAGUUUAACAACAAUAAAUAUUACCUGAUCCAGCUGCUGGAGGACGACAGCUCCAAGGUUUACAGUGUGUGGAUGAGAUGGGGCAGGGUGGGUAAAGUAGGUCAAAACAGCCUUACGGCCUGUGGUGGAGACCUGCUGAAGGCCAAAGAUGUCUUCAAGAAAAAGUUCUUUGAGAAGACCAAGAACGAGUGGGAGCAUCGAGAUAGUUUUGAGAAAGUAGCUGGAAAAUAUGACAUGGUGUUUAUGGACUACAGCACGAAUGAAAAGGAGGAGAAUCAGACCACAGUGGAUACUGUACCAAAAAAGAAAACCUCCAAGCUGGAUUCAAGUAUUCAGUCUCUCCUGGAGCUCAUCUGUGAUCUGAAAGCCAUGGAGGAGUGUGUGCUGGAGAUGAAGUUUGACACCAAGAAAGCUCCUCUUGGCAAGCUGACCCCAGAGCAGAUCCGAGCAGGUUACUCAGCACUGAAGAAGAUCGAGGAUUGCUUGAAGAAGAAGAAAGGGAGUAGUCGUGACCUUUUAGAAGCAUGCAAUCAAUUUUACACCCGCAUCCCACAUGACUUUGGGUUGAAAACUCCCCCACUUAUCCAAACAGAAGAAGAGCUGAAAGCCAAAAUUGCCCUUUUGGAGGCACUGAGUGACAUCCAGAUAGCAGUAAAAAUGGUCAAGUCCAGUGAAGACAGCGAUGAACAUCCUCUGGACAGACAGUAUCACUCCCUCCAGUGCAAACUGCAGCCUCUGGACUCCAGCAGCAAUGAGUACAAGGUGAUAGAGCAGUAUCUGCACACCACUCACGCCUCCACCCACUGUGACUACACCAUGACCGUGCUUGACAUUUUCUCAGUGGACAGAGACGGAGAGAGCAACAGUUUCCUGUCACAGUUAAGUAACAGGACUCUGCUGUGGCACGGUUCCCGUCUGUCUAACUGGGUCGGCAUCCUCAGUCAGGGACUUCGAGUGGCCCCCCCUGAAGCUCCUGUUACUGGUUACAUGUUUGGUAAAGGUAUCUACUUUGCUGACAUGUCAUCAAAAAGUGCCAACUACUGCUUUGCCAACCAGAACAACAAUGUUGGACUGCUGCUACUUUGUGAAGUCGCUCUGGGAGAAUCUAAUGAGCUGCUGGAUGCAGACUAUGAAGCAAACAAUCUGCCUGCUGGAAAACACAGCACCAAGGGGUUGGGACAGACUGGACCUGACCCUAAAAACUCUGUCACACUGGACGGUGUGACGGUGCCGAUGGGGCCUGGCGUGAAAACGGGAGUGGGUAAAUCUAACGCUUACUCCCUCCUCUACAACGAGUUCAUCGUUUACAAUCCUGCACAGACUCGCAUGAGGUACCUGCUGCGUGUAAAGUUUAACUACUCAUCACUGUGGUGAAGCCUUGGGAACUGUGUGCCUUUGUGAAAUAUGGAUGAAUGUUUAGGUUUUUUUGGUCAUUCUUCAUGUAGCGUUAACUUCUAUGUUUUGGGGCAUGGGUGGGGGUUGGACACCUGAAAACACUCAUUCAUAUAAGGCUGCAGCAAUUGCUCAACUGAGAAAAAUCAUUUACAGCUGUUUUGAUAAUAUAAUGAAUUUUUUUAGGGUCUUUCCCAAGACAAAAACUGUAGAUGCAUCAUCACAGGCAUGACUAGUGGAUGUUUCAUUAUACAAUAAAUUAUAUUAAAAAGGAAAAUCUUGCAUAUGGAUUGAUUUUUUUUCCCCAUCUUGGGAUUAGUGCCAGCAUUUUCACUUCUUUGACAUCUUAUUUAGAAUUGACUGCUGGUUGAAAUAACUCAAAAUAAUCACUGAUGCUGGCAGCAGGAUUUGCUAAAGGUUCUGCAUCUCCAUAUAUAAAUGAGUGUCUGAGGAAACCAUGAGGGACCAACUGAGGGAAAACAUCAACUUUGAGUUCAACUUUUUCUUGGAUUUUCUACAGUUUCUCUUAUAUCCUGGUAUCAUGUAUAUCCUGGUAUCAAAAGCUGUUGUUCGACAGAGGUUUGUUAUACUAAAUGUAUCUCUUUGACAUGGAGAGGAUACACAAAACCUUUUGCACUACUUUUUGUCCCUGUAUAUGUAUAUUACUAAACGUCCUUGGAUCAGUUGAAGGUCUCAUUAUCAUUAUUAAGGGUAGGAUGGUUUUAGUGUAGGUGUUUGUUGUAACACAAAUAUUCUUCUGGAUCUGUUAUGAGGAUGAAGGUUUUUCAAUU
Molecule: messenger RNA, 3027 nt
Organism: Pelmatolapia mariae (spotted tilapia)
Lineage: Eukaryota; Metazoa; Chordata; Actinopteri; Cichliformes; Cichlidae
Gene: parp2
Product: poly (ADP-ribose) polymerase 2
Exons: 17
Coding region: 254-2218 (654 amino acids)
Biological process (GO): protein poly-ADP-ribosylation; double-strand break repair
Cellular component (GO): nucleolus
Molecular function (GO): NAD+-protein mono-ADP-ribosyltransferase activity; NAD+ poly-ADP-ribosyltransferase activity; zinc ion binding
Source: RefSeq, a predicted model, not a curated record